Messenger RNA from Rhopilema esculentum, 786 nucleotides. Lineage: Eukaryota; Metazoa; Cnidaria; Scyphozoa; Rhizostomeae; Rhizostomatidae. The record is from RefSeq and is a predicted model, not a curated record.
AUGGCGGCGGCUAGCUUCGACAAGGAACGUUUAAUCGAAGCAGUGAGAAGAUACCCCUGUUUAUAUGAUACGACGAAAAAGGAGUAUAAAGACGAGUUAAUUAGGGAGAACGCUUGGCGAAAUGUUUGCAAUGAAGUACUUGAGAAGACGUACCAAAACGAAAAAGAACUCAUUGAAGAUACAAAUGCCCUUAAAAAAGUUUUCAAAAACCUGAGAGACAGGUUUAUGAAAAUGAGAAGAGAAUACAAGCCGUCUGGAAGUGCUGGAGGUGUACCAUUGGAGCCUUCGUGGCCCUACUUUAGACUGCUUGAAUUUUUGGCUCCCUUUCUGAAGCACAGACAGACGCGGGGAAAUCUACAGAUGGUCAGCGAUGACACUGUACAAGCCUCUCCAGAAAGCUGUUUUUCUAACGCUUUGGAGGUCGAUGAGACGGAGCAGCAGCUGAGCACUCUUUCGUCCGAUUCGUUCCUUAUUUUGGAACAGACGCAAUCAUCAAAGCCGAAUUCUCCUGUUCCUGCUGCACUGAAUGACUCAGUCGUCCCCAAAAAAAGGCAGAAAAAGGCCACAGUUAAAGAAUCUGACAGUGAGGUUUUAAUGAGUGUGCUUCGCAGUACAAGCGAUUUUAUUAACACUGCCAGUAAAAAAGGAGAGGCAGACGAAGACGAUUUGUUCGGUCAAAGCAUCGGAAAAGAGCUAAAAAAAUUAACUGAGUAUCAGAAGAGCCUUGCCAAAAUUAAAAUACAGCAAGUUUUGCAUGAAGUUAGGUGGCAGGAAGAGCCAAAGUAA